GCUACACGGAUACUAACCAGAAAUCAUCGGGGCGUAGUGGUACCCGAAGUACCACGGCCAGGAUGCAAUGCCCUUGUAAUAGUAGUAAAGAACCCAUUGGAGGCCCUGGACGUAGUUCUCCGUCAACUUCCUCAUGUCCUCCUCGUUCUCCAGUCCCCACUCGAAUUUGGUCACGUAGUAGUUGUUCUUCCACUCCUGGAACUUCUCCUCGUAUUUCUUCUCCGCUGCCUGCUGAGCCUCCUCGGCCGACAGCUCCUGAACCUUGGCGUUCUCGUACUUCCGAAUAACCCGCUGGACGGCCAUAGAGGCCUCCUCGUCUUCUUCCUCACUAUCCUCACUGUCAUUCUUAGGGAGCUGGAUCCGGAUGAACCGAUCGGCAUGCUCGUCAGGAACGGUUGUCCAUGGCAGCCGAAGGUCAUCGGCCAGCUGCUCCAGGAACUUGCGAUCCCGAGCGGGCAGAGAAGGGGGAAAGUCAAGAGGCUUUGUCUCGGCGGCCUUUCCAGGCCGGUUGAGAACAUACUUCUUGACCUCCUUGAACAGGUUCUUCUGUCCCGGGGUGACGGUAAGACCCUUGGGCUUCUCCUGAGGCUCGGCGCCGCCGGUCCUCUUGGCCUGGAUCCACCGCGCGUCGGAGUACUCGGCUUCGAAGAAGCGGAACUCGACGUCGCUCAGGGCGUCCAAGAGCAUGCCCAGCCGCUCCAUGUGGAUCACACCCUCCUCAUUGAUGUAUCCGCCCAUCUUGGGCAGCACCUGUUUAUAGAUCUUGAACAUGAAAGCCAACGCGCCUUCGUUGAUAUGCAGAUUCGGCAAGUUGGGCAAAAAGUCGUUUCCAACAAAGAAAGCCAUCAGAAUAAAAUCGUCAAUCACCCGUUCCAUGUCAAAGGGGAACUUCAAUGCACCCUCCUGUUCCAACUCCUGAAACUCCAACUCCAGGUACUCUCGGACCAUACUCAAAUGCAAAAGGAAAAAGUUCUGAUGCUCGAGCUCCUUGGGCUUCUUGGAGACCUGACGGCCAAAAGUGACCUCCUCACGGAGGAGGCAGAAGUGGGGGUCGUGGCUCAGCAGACCCAACAUGAUCAGGUCAGCGUCGAGGCCGUACAAGCAGUGGCGGACAUUGGGAUCGUAGCCGGGCUGUGCUUUCGCAUGCCGGAUGUACUCCAUGAUCUUGUGCUCACCCUCACCCGGGACCUCGUGGCCCGACAGGACGAUCUCGACUCCCUGCCAGUCCUUGUCCUCGGAAAUUUUCUUGCUCACGAAGUACUUCAAUUGUUCCGUCAACUUGGCCAUGAACUCGGUACCAGGGGUAAUGCAGUUACUGUCGAAGGCAUCCUCCUUGGGCAUCUCGAUACCCUGCGCAAUCGCCUUCUCCUUGGCGGUUUCGGCGUCGAGGGCGGUCCGGAAACGUCGCGAGCGCUGCUGGUUCAUCUUGGCUCGCGGGGCCACACCGUCGACCGCCAUGAAGAACAGCUUCUUGGGCUUGAUCUUGCCGUACAAAUGCUCGAUAUAAUUAAAAAUGGCAAUGAACAUCUUGUCUUCAGUCAUUCGGAAGGUGGGGGAGUCGCUGUCCUUGUGUGUGCAAUUGUGGAUAAUGCCGUUCAUGUCCAGAUAUAGGUUGUCGAACUCGGGUAUGCGGUUCUCCGCG
Aspergillus heteromorphus CBS 117.55 is the source of this 1642-nucleotide messenger RNA. RefSeq lists its product as uncharacterized. The transcript has a single exon. Bases 379 to 1611 code for a protein of 410 amino acids. NCBI's taxonomy places the organism in Eukaryota, Fungi, Ascomycota, Eurotiomycetes, Eurotiales, Aspergillaceae. The record is from RefSeq and is a predicted model, not a curated record.